Molecule: messenger RNA, 590 nt
Organism: Stylophora pistillata
Lineage: Eukaryota; Metazoa; Cnidaria; Anthozoa; Scleractinia; Pocilloporidae
Product: GTPase HflX-like
Source: RefSeq, a predicted model, not a curated record
AAACAUCUAAGGAUGGCGUCACCGCGGUUAUUAUUGUGCCUUGGUCUCAUGCGAAAGACGAAGGACGUAGUCCUGCAUCUUCUUGGCAGCAGGGGCGACCUUAUCAUUGUUCUGCGCAGGAGCGUCUGGAAGAGGCUUUUGGCCUUACACGUGCAAUUAAUCUUGAGGUGAAAAAAACAAAAGUUAUUCAUGUAAGAAAUAUUAAUCCCUCCAAGUAUUUAAAUACAGGGCAAGCAGCAGAGGUGCCACAUUUGUGGGGGGAUUCACCUCCUGAGAUUGUUAUUGUUGAUACCCAGCUGAGCCCAAUUCAACAGCGCAAUCUUGAGAAGCUUUGGAAUGUUAAGGUUAUUGAUCGGACGGAUUUGAUUCUUGAAAUUUUUGGGGAGCGUGCUCGAACAGCUGAGGGACGUCUUCAGGUUGAGCUCGCUGCCUUAAGUUAUCAGCGUAGUCGUUUGGUGCGGUCGUGGACUCACUUAGAGCGCCAAAGAGGGGGAUAUGGCUUCCUUGGAGGCCCCGGAGAGUCACAAAUUGAGUUAGAUCGGCGCCUUAUCGAUCAAAGGGUUACUAAAUUAAAAAAAGAAUUGGAAAAG